Sinocyclocheilus rhinocerous is the source of this 6974-nucleotide messenger RNA. Its product is annotated as unconventional myosin-XVIIIb-like. The transcript is spliced from 42 exons. The coding region runs from base 246 to 6395 and encodes 2049 amino acids. Lineage: Eukaryota; Metazoa; Chordata; Actinopteri; Cypriniformes; Cyprinidae. Gene Ontology annotation, biological process: actomyosin structure organization. The record is from RefSeq and is a predicted model, not a curated record. Gene Ontology annotation, molecular function: actin filament binding; ATP binding; cytoskeletal motor activity. Gene Ontology annotation, cellular component: myosin filament; unconventional myosin complex; myosin II complex.
UCCUGCCACUCUAUUUCAGAUGGUAGCUUCACCCUCUCAGUGACAGUGAGACUGUGUACCUUGUUUUUGGCCUCUUCGAUUUUCCGGAGUUUCACUCAUACAUUACUCUCAUUGGAUAUAUUCUUCCACUCCAUUGAGGAACCAUCACAAGGUCCACAGUGUCACUGUUUCCAUUUUUUGCUCCACUUUGUGUCCUCCCUCACAUCACACCUGGCUGAGAUCUCCCAGUCCGACCUCGUCCCGCCAUGGCGCUCUCCUCACGCUUAAAACUCUGGGAACAGAAGAUCAAGGAGGAGAAGAAGUCUCCCGUCACUGCCGCACAGCCUCCUCCUCCUCCUCCUCCUCCUCUCUCUGCCGUCCCGGGAGGAUUCCUCAAACAGCUGGUGAGAGAGACCGAGAAAGAGACACACCACAAAGAGCCAGAACUCAAAGAGGAAAAGACGCCCAGGAAACUCAGCGACAACCUGGUCCAGAACUUCUUACUUCCCGACCAAACUCCACCGAUACUGGAAGCGGAGAUGGCACUACGAGCGGAGCAGCUGGUGAACGGGGAACGCGGCCGCCACACUGCGCUGACAGAGAAGAAAACAUCCUCUCCCAGGAGGAUCAUGUCACCAGACCCAAAAAAUCACAAAACUGGCUCAGAGUCCAGCACUCCAGAGGUCAGCUGGCAGGAGCAGAUGCCCAGUCCCAGGACAGAUACAGCCAAAUCUCCAGCACCACCAAUGGAAAAAGAAGUGAAGAAAGAAGAAGUAAAGGUACAACAGGAAGUUAAACCCCUGAAACAGGAAGUGAAAGAGCCGAGGCAAGAGCCUGAGGGUCAGAUGACUGUAACCCCCAUAAGAGAAGAGCACAAGGUGCCAGUGAGGGAUGUGUGGUAUGAAGCUGGCAAGGUGUGGUACGCACACAAAGACGGUUAUACACUCGCCACUCAGCUGAAGCCGGACGAAGGCACACCGGAGCUCCCUGACGGCAGGGUGAGGGUUCGACUGGACUCUGAUGGAUCCGUUCAUGAUGUAUCCCAGUAUGAGAUUGAAAAGCUGAACCCACCUGAGCUGGACCUGUGUGAGGACUUGAGCGACCUCGUGAGCGUGAACGAGUCAAGCGUCCUUCACACUUUGACCAGCCGAGCUAAAGGACAUCUACCCUUGACCCACGCGGGGCCCAAUCUACUGGCUCUGUGGCCUCCACUGUCCCCGCCAGGCAAGGGGCUUCGGAGCAGACGCUGGGAGACCUGGGAGGCUCCUGGCCCACUGCAGGCUCUGGUGAGGAGGGUGUAUGUAUCAAUGGUGGGUCAGCGGAAGGACCAGACGCUGGUGGCUUUGGGACGCAGUGGCACAGGGAAGACCACUUCCUGUCAGUCAUUUUCCCAGGAGCUGCUCAAACAAGCGGGAACAGCAGGAGGAAGCGUUACCUUAGAGCGGCUCCAGGCAGUGUUUACAGUGCUGCGCUCGUUUGGGUGUGUGGGCUCGUCUCACAGCGAGGCCUCGAGUCGAUUCGCUAUGGUGCUCUCACUGGACUUCAACCACGCCGGACUCGCUGCUGCUGCACAUCUGCAGACCAUGCUGCUGGAGAAAUGGAGGGUGUGUCAGAGGCCGAAGGGAGAGAGUAACUUCCUGGUGUUCUCCCAGAUGCUCUCAGGCCUCAGCACAGACAUGAGGACUGAACUGCAGCUGCACCAGUUAAAGGAACACAACUCAUUUGGAAUUUCAUGCCCAACCAAGGUGGAUGAAAAGCAGAGAGCUUCAGUGGGUUUUGGGAAGCUACUGGCCGCCAUGAAUACUUUAGGAUUCUCAGUGGAUGAGCAGAAGGCCAUUUGGCAUGUUUUGGCAGGAAUAUACCAUCUCGGCGUCGCAGGAACAUGCAAGGUGGGCCGUAAGCAGUUUAUGAGUUUUGACAGCGCGCAGACGGCCAGUGCCAUCCUGGGUUGUGAGGGAGAGGAACUCCACACUGCCGUCUUCAAACACCACCUGAGGCAGUUACUGCAGAGAGCCACCGGAGGCGUCAGAGAGCGCCGCGCUGCAGAGGAACCAGAGGACGGUCCAAAACUGAGUGCUGCUCAGUGUGUGGAAGGGAUGGCGGCUGGUCUCUAUGAGGAACUCUUCACCACUAUUGUGUCUCUCAUCAACAGAGCGCUGCACUCUCAGCAGCUGACGCUGGCCUCUGUGAUUGUAGUGGACACACCAGGCCUGAGGAACCCCAGACACAGCAGGGAUGACCGAGCCGCCGGCUUCUCUGAGCUCUGUCACAACUACUUACAGGAGAGACUGCUGGAGCAUUACUUCAACCACACAUUCACAGACACGCUGGAGAGACACACACGGUUCCGCUAUGAUCUCUCAGGCUGGUUCGGUCAGGUCCAGAACAACCCGUCUGUCCUAAACGCCAGUUCCCUGCUGCAGAACUCCUCAAUUGGAGCGGUGAAGGCCCUGUUCAGUCCGCGGGCGUCCAUGCCUCCUCUGUGCCGGGGUUUGGGCGGUGUGGAGGGCGGCUCUCAGCGCUCACUGGAGAGGUGCGGCACGUUGCGGAAGACUCUGAGCGGCGGGAUGGCGGCCCUCAGGAGACAUUCCCAGUGCAUCGCCGUCAAACUGCAGGCGGAUGCUCUGCUGAAUCUGAUUCGGCGAGCGCGGCCUGUCUUCCUGCAGUGUUUGAGUGCUAAGACAGAUGGCUGUGGCUUUGAUGUCCCAGCACUGCGUGUACAGCUGCACUCCACACACCUGCUGCCGGCACUGCAGCUGUACCGAACAGGCUACCCUGAGCACAUGUCCCUGGGUGAUUUCCGCUGUCGUUUUCAGGCCCUCUCUGCUCCCAUAAUGAAGCGAUACGGUUCUGUCUUCAUUACCCCUGACGAGAGGAAGGCUGUGGAGGAAUUAUUGAUUGAUCUGGAUUUGGACAAGAAAAGCAUUGUUUUAGGAGCGAGCAGGGUGUUUAUGAAGCGUGAUGUCCUGAGGUCUUUAGAUCAGCAGAGAGAUCAGUUGUUGAGCAGCUGGCUGGUGCAGCUUCAAGCAUCCUGUCUGGGUCAUAUGGGCCGCCAGAAAUACCGCCGCAUGAAGGUUCAGCAGAUGGCAGUGAGCUGUAUUCAGAGAAAUGUGCGAGUCCUCACCGCAGUGGCCCACUGGAGCUGGUGGAAGCUGCUGUGCAGAGUGCGCCCCCUGCUGGACGUCAACAUGGAUGACCAGCGACUCAGAUCCAAAGAGGAUGAGAUCACUACUCUGAGGAGACGUCUGGAAAAGUCAGAGAAAGAACGAAAUGAGCUGCGUCAGACUGCAGACAACCUGGAGACCAAGGAUGAGAUCACUACUCUGAGGAGACGUCUGGAAAAGUCAGAGAAAGAACGAAAUGAGCUGCGUCAGACUGCAGACAACCUGGAGACCAAGGUAUAUUUAAGUGAUGAGCGGUUCAGAGGGGAGGCCAUGAGUCAAGCUCUAGAUACUGAGCGCACGGAGAGACUACGUCUCGCCAAAGAGAACAAGGAACUGCAGAGUCGUGUGGACCAGAGUAAAGUGACUUUGGAGGCCCUCGAGAGGCAGUUAGAGGAAGAAAAACAGAAAGUCAAGAAUAAAGAAGCUCUCAGUGGAGUGGCGACAGAAAGUGAGCUGCAGCUGCAGCUGGAAUGCGCGCAGACGGAGGUGGAGUUCCUGCGCAGGCGUCUGCGGCAGACGGAGGAAAGACUUGAGAGUGAGAAAGAGGCCCGUCAGCUGCUGGAUACUAAGGUCCAAGAACUGCAGUCUCAGCUUGAUCAAUCUAAACGCUCAGUGACAGAGCUAAAACGCCACUGCCGGCGGUUGACCUCUGACCUUCAGGACGCGCGUGUGCUGACUGACAGCCUGCAGAGCCGCACUCAUGAGCUGGAGAGGAAACAGAGGAGGUUUGACAGCGAACUGACCCAGGCGCUUGAGCAGGCUGAUAAUGAGAGGGAGCAGAAGGAGAGAGCCAUCCAAGAGAAUACCACCCUCGGCGCCGAGAUAUUCACCCUUCACAAGACGCUCAAGGAGAGUCAGGUGGAGGUCACGCACCUGCAGCAGCAGAAGGAGGAACUGUGUGCUCAGAUCUGUGACCUGAGCGUCCCUCUCCACCUCACCUCCGACUCCAUCCCUGAACUGAAGAAGAAGCUCCGUGAGCUGGAGAUCAGAGACAAGGAGCGCUCCGAGGAGAUCAGCCAGAUGACUGCCAGAAUCAAACAGCAGGAGCAGAUGCACCUGCGCUUUGAGAUGGAGAUGGAGAGGAUGAAGCAGAUCCAUCAGAAGGAGCUAGAGGACAAGGAUGAGGAACUGGAGGACGUGCAGAAGUCCUCACAGAGACGGCUCCGUCAGCUGGAGAUGCAACUGGAACAGGAAUAUGAGGAAAAACAGAUGGUGGUUCAUGAGAAGCAUGACUUAGAGGGGCUGAUUGCCACACUGUGUGAACAGGUGGGCCACAGAGACUUUGACGUGGAGAAGAGGCUGAAGCGGGACCUGAAGCGCACACAUGCCCUGCUCAAUGACGCCCAGCUGCUGCUGUCCACCGUUGAACAGCCUGGGCAGGGUCACGACCCCGGUGCCAAGGAGCAGCUGGAGAGACUGUGCUGCCAGCUGGAGGACAGUGACGCCAGACGGUUGGAGUCUGAAAGCGCACAGAAGACUCUGGCUGCAGAGCUGGAAAACACUCAGAUCGAGCUGGAGAGCAUCUGCAAGCAGAAGAGCCUGGUGGAUGAGCAGCUGGCUCAGCUCCGCUACGAGAGGACGGACCUGAUGAAGAGGCUGGAGGAAGACCAGGAGGAUCUCAACGAGCUCAUGAAGAAGCACAAAGCCCUCAUCGCUCAGCUGCAGACCAGCGUAGCACGUGUGCAGUUUCUAGAGUCGUCCACGGUGGCCCGCAGCAUCGUAAGCAAGCAAGAAGCUCGUAUCUGUGAUCUAGAGAACAAAUUGGAGUUCCAGAGAGGACAGGUCAAGAGAUUUGAGGUGCUGGUUCUGCGUCUGCGGGACAGUGUGGUGCGGCUGGGUGAGGAGCUGGAGCAGGCGGCCCAGGCUGAGGCCAGGGAGAGGGAGAACUCCCGAUACUAUCAGCUGAGACUGGCGGAUAUGAAACUGGAAAUGAAUGACCUGAGCGUCAGAGAACAGGAGAGCAGCCGUCGACGCAUGGAGCUGGAAAUGCAAGUGGAAGAGCUUAGCGCAGUAAGACAGACCCUGCAAGCUGAUCUAGAGACAUCAAUCCGGCGUAUCGUUGAUCUACAAGCCGCGCUGGAGGAGGUGGAGUCCAGCGAUGAAAGUGAUACAGAAAGUGUGCAGACGGCUGUGGAGUCCUUCUCUAGAAGGAAAGAUCUCGACACCAUGUCCAGCGUAGGAUCCAGUGUGGGCACUGAAGACGUCGGCGAAGGGAUCCGUCAAUGGGCAGGUGUACCGCGGGGAGGCCGAGGAGGAAGAACUUCUCCUUACGCAGGAAGCAGCUCCGGCCGCCAGUCUGUUACCGACACCAUGAGCACCUACAGUUUCAGAUCUUGCACACAGGACCUGGACGAAGACGUCAAAGAAAGUUCCGGUGGUCUUGGCAGAGCAUCAUCAUCCACGGCCCUAUCUGAGCUCCUGGAGGGUCUGAGGAAGAAGCGCGCUGGGUGGGAAAGAGGCUCAGAGGUGGGCGAGGGGAGCGCAGUGUCCCUUCCCAUCUAUCAGACGACAGGGGCCUCCACGCUACGCCGCAGGUCUUCAGCGCUGUCUCUAGAAGCAGAGGAGGGUCUGGAGGACCUGCCUCGGCCCAGCAUACUGAAACCUCCCAGUCCCCACCUGCCCCGUGCCUCCAGCCUCCGCUCCCUAUCCGAGGCAGGCCCAACGUCCUCCACCACCACAACCACCACAGGAAAGAUGAACCGCUUCAGCUCUUGCGACUCCCUCGCAUCCGUGACCUCCACCGCAAGUUCCCGCCGCCACUUGUCCAACCUGUCCAUCCCUGAGGAAGGAGAGGAGGAGCCCAGGUCGAAAGCCAUGCCUCCUCUUGGGUCCUAUCAACCAAUCCGACGUCGAUUACUCGGCGGCCUGGUGGCGGAAACCGGAGAGUCGCAAUUGGGAUCGGAACCGCUUGUGUUCCAGAAUCGCAGACUCCUUGGGAAUCAAGACAAGGAGAGGGCUGGAGUCGAUGCAGGGGACACCAGCUCAGACAUUCUCCCAGCAAUCCGACGAGCACAGUCCACUAGCAGUCUGGCAUCAAGCGGUUCCCGAACGGGCCAGAGACGAGCACUCAGUGUGCACUUUGGGGAGUUGCCGCCGUCCAGAGCGUCGCGUAGGGAGUCCGACUCAGACUCUUCAAGUUCUGGAGGAUCUCAGAAGCGCCGUGGGCCUCAAGAAGAGAGGCUGGAAGCCGAGGGCAGCGAGGAUGUCAAUUCUGUGAUGAAGAAGUACCUCAAAAAAGCAGAAGUGGACUAGAAGACUCAACGAGGAUGGAUGAAGACGUGGAGAAUAGUCCUUGUCCAGAAUGCAUUGAGGCACAUUUAACUGCACAUUUAAGCACAAAUACACUGGAUUUAUUUUGAGCACUGUUUGUACACAUAAAUAGAGAUGUUAAAGGUGAACACAUCAAAUUCCUAAAAUUCUCACUGUAAACAUGCCCUUUAUUUGAGCCGCGCUGAUACCCUCGGGUGCUUCAGGUCGAGGAAAUGAAUCUUGACCAGUGAGCGCUUGCUUUCCCUCUCAGCAGUCAGUGCAAAUUUGUUAAACUCCAACAGAUGUAAAUAAAAACGUCAAGCAGAAUCAUUGGUAUUUGCUUCGACCUUUCAAAGGAGAGGAGCAGCAUCACAUUCAGAGAGGAAAACUGAAAUAGAGCAUUUUUACAGAGCAGCGAUUGUGCUUACAACAUGGAGGCUCUCCAUAAUAAUGGAGCCUGACCUGGUUUCUGCAACUGAAUCAUUAUCUUAGACUUAUUUGCCUAGGAAUGGAGUAAAGAAAAUAGUUUGUACUUAAUUGCCAGAACAGAAUUUGAAGCUACUACACACACAGUGACGACAU